ACCUUAAUGCAGAUACAUCUUCCUUGUAGGGACGUGAAACUAUAUGUAGAUCUUUCUUCUCUCUCUUUCUUCUCCUUUCUUCUAGAGAGAGAGAGAUUGACUUGAGGCUCAAAAUCAAUUAUUUAUUAAAUUCUACAAGUUGCUCCACUCCCACCAUCUUAAUAUCAGAAACACUUUCUAUAUAUCUCUCUUUUGUGUGAUUAGUUUAUGGCAAUUGCACCCUCCAACAUGAGCCAAAACCACAACAACCAAGAGAACAAGGAUCACGAUGAUGAUAAUGAUGAGCACGAGCAUGACAUGGUGAUGCCCGGCUUUCGGUUUCAUCCUACCGAGGAAGAACUUGUGGAGUUUUACCUUCGCCGUAAGGUGGAGGGCAAGCGCUUCAAUGUCGAACUCAUCACUUUUCUUGAUCUUUAUCGCUAUGACCCUUGGGAACUUCCUGCUUUGGCUGCGAUUGGAGAGAAAGAGUGGUUUUUCUAUGUGCCUAGGGACAGGAAGUACAGAAACGGAGAUCGGCCGAAUCGGGUGACGACUUCUGGAUAUUGGAAAGCUACCGGAGCAGAUAGGAUGAUUCGAACGGAGAAUUUGAGGUCAAUUGGGUUGAAGAAGACCCUUGUCUUCUACUCAGGCAAAGCUCCUAAAGGUAUCCGAACUAGCUGGAUCAUGAAUGAAUAUCGCUUGCCACACCAUGAAACCGAGAGGCUCCAAAAGGCUGAAAUCUCUCUUUGUAAAGUGUACAAGAGACCUGGAGUCGAAGAUCAUCCAUCUCUCCCUCGUUCUCUCCCAACUCGAGCUUCAUCAUCAUCAAGAACGCAUGACAACAAGCAAUAUCAAGAUGCAGCACAGCAUCAGGCAAUGGAAAAGUUCCAUGUUUUUGGGGAUCAAACACUUCCACAAACUUCUGAAAAAAUCAGUGAAACCAUUAGUGGGAAUAGUACAACCGAAGACGUUGGAACAGCUCUAGGCCUCUCGAACCAAAACCCUUACAUACAAUUACCCCCAAUUACCCCCAUGCUUCCACCACCAUUAGAUUGCAACACCAUCUAUAACCCAAACCCUAAUUUAGUGAUGACGAGUCCGAAUACCAUUGAUGAUCUCCAUAGACUAAUUAGCUACCAACAAGCUUCAGUGAACCAGCCACACCAGUUGUUUCCCAAUCAUAAUAACCCUAAUCAUCAUCUUAAUUCCUUGCAGCUUCCUGCUAAUAAUAAUUUAUUGCCCCCAGUCCAACAAUCACAGCCACUCACUCUUACAGUGUUACCUGCUGGCCCAAUUCCGAGCGCGUAUUCUGACAGACUGUGGGAGUGGAACUCCAUUUCUGAAGCCAAUGCAAGCAAAGACUACGGUGCCCCUUUCAAGUAAUUAAUUAACUUGAUUAUGCUUGAUUGUGAUUUGUGCGCAUAUAACUACUCCAUAGCUGGAUGCAAUUUCUAUUUUCUAGUACUACAUAUAUCAUUUGCUAAGACUCUAUAAUUAUCUGGUUAAGUAAGACUUAUGUAGCCUAAUAAGAUUGUCUGAGUUUGAAUUGGCAUUGAUAUAUAAUAUUGCUCAACUCUUUAGGGUUUUGAGUA
This is a messenger RNA of Daucus carota subsp. sativus, 1571 nucleotides long. RefSeq names its product NAC domain-containing protein 35. The transcript has 3 exons. The record is from RefSeq and is a predicted model, not a curated record. Gene Ontology annotation, biological process: regulation of DNA-templated transcription. Bases 208 to 1362 code for a protein of 384 amino acids. Lineage: Eukaryota; Viridiplantae; Streptophyta; Magnoliopsida; Apiales; Apiaceae. Gene Ontology annotation, molecular function: DNA binding.